GGCCCCAGCCUCAUGAGGAGACUCAAAGCUGGCAGCUGAAAACAAAGCAGCCUAAAGGAGGGGCAAUGGCCUUAGAGGAAAACGUCCUCAAGUUGAAACCAGGAGAACCUGUUCCACUAGCUCCUCAGGCAGCACAUAACACAAACAGCUCUCAGAGGCAGCAGUUCCUGGAGAGGAUGGGAGAAAGAGAGAGAGAGAGGGACUGUGACAGCAAAUUAGGAGAACCGGUUAAUCGGCCAGAAUGAAAGAAGAGGGGGAUUUUCAACCGGUGAAGGAUUAACAGCCGCAAGACAUCAAGAUAACUUCAUUGGAAGGCUGCAGUACUGUUAAGGCCUGGUGGGACACGGCUAAAGGGAAACAGUGUCGAUUUGCCUUCAGCUUCCUGCAUUCCUGGCUGAAAUGUUCAGACUUCUCCAAAGUCGAUUGAAGGCAGUGAGGUUUUAACCAAGUGUAGUGGGUGAGACGUAAAAGUGAGUUUGACUACAUUGUGGGAAACGGAGUUGUGGUCACUGUCGAGAGACCCACAGCUGGGGGUGGCUAUAGACUUUGGUCCAAAUAUACAACCAGGUGCCUGUCACCAGGAGAAGCCACAGACCCGGGUAAGUGAAGGGUAUUUUCCUGUCAGGUUAACUGUGUGAGACACCUUGAAACGUGAACUGCAGGGGAAAUCUCCUGCGAAGCUGCUAACAGGAAGCUAGGGUUCUUCCGAUGGUGCGAGGUCCACGACGGUGUGGGGUUUAGAGUCACCAUGAUGCCAGAGGGAAAUGCCUCAGAGUGCGAAUGUGCCAUCUGCUGGAAUCCCUACGACAACGCAUUUCGCACACCCAAGAUCCUGGAGUGCAAGCACACCUUCUGUCUGGAGUGCCUGGCCCGGAUGAGCCUGGCGUCCGUGCCUGAAAUGGAUCUGGGCAUGUCCUGCCCCCUGUGCCGCCACCUGACCCCCCUGGGCACCGGGCAGCUGGUGACAGGCCUAUGCACCAACGCGGAGAUCCUCGGCCGCAUGAGACUGCAGCCAGUUCACGUCUACCUGGACCACGGUCGCCUGUUCUACAAGGGGCCAGGAAAAGCCAGUUUCCUGCUGCGCCGGCCUACCAUCUACACCCUCAGCCUGGAUGUCGAGCGAGAGGGCGGCCUCCCCCUGCGUACUCAAGCAGCACCGGCACUGGAAGACCGACUGCCUCAGAAUACCAUGUGGAAAUGCUGUCAGAGUCCACCCUGCAGAACCAUAACCUAUAUCAUGAUUGCCACAUUUGGAAUCACUAUCAUUCUUGUCAUCUCACUCUUCUGGACUAAGAAAAUAUUGUGGGAUUUGGGCUGAAAGAAACAUCUUGCCUUUUUAUUUAGCGCCUUUCAUGUCCUAGAACCUUUUACAGCCAAUGAAGUACUUUUUAUUGAAGUGUAGUCACUGUUGUAACAUAGGAAACACAGCAGUCAAUUUGCUCACAGCAAACUUCCCCAAACAGCAAUGUGACAAAUGACAGAUGAUCUGUUUUAAAGAUGUUCGUUGAGGGAUAAAUAUUGGCCAGUGUACAGGGGAGGGCUCCCCUGCCUUUCUUCUGAUAGUACUGUGGGAUAUCUUAUGUCCUGAGGGGGCAGACUGUGGGAUAUCUUAUGACCUGAGGGGGCAGACUGGUGCUCAGUUUAAUGACAAGACAGCACCUUCAAUAGUUCAGCACUCCCUUCGUACUGUGCCGGAGUGUCAGCCUAGGUUUUGAGUUAAGUCUCUGGAGUGGGACUUGAACCCAUGACCUUCUGCCUCACAGACAAGUGCGCUCCCAAUUGAAACACAGCUGACCCCUGAGGAACAGGAGCAGCAUCCGAGUGAGGAGCUCCGUUCGGCGGUGCCUCAUGGCAGGUGGGGAAUGUCACCUCCUAUUGGGAGCACCGGCUGAAAGCCUCGGCCUAAGCUCUGCUUUGGAAUCUGGUCUCCACCUCACAGGGUCACCAGCCCUUUGCUUAUUUUUAGAAAGGAGGUCCAAACCAUAACCACUUCACAUAGACAGUCCUUGGGCCCAGUGUCACAGUAAGGGUCUUCAGUGUCUUGCAGUCUCUUUAGGUUUGACAUGUUCUGACAGUAGCAUCACACAGAUGUAGGAAAACACUUUGCAACAUCGUUAGCAAAUGAUGUGUUCCUCUUGUACUCAUGGAGUGAAAUUUCCUCAGUGCCCCUACGGAACAAUGAUCUCACUGUUCAAAAUAGACAUGUGUGGUCAGGUAUCCAUUUGGAUCAGGGCUAAGAGUCACAAUGGCAUCUCAUCACGAUUACAAAUAAACUGCCAUGGGAGUGACGAACAGUGUAUCUGCUCAGUAUACAACAGUAUAUCCUCUCAGCCAGUUGAGUGAUUGGUACAUUAACUUCCAGUCAGGCGAGGGCCUGGUACACCGGCUCCCAAUCAGGUGAAGGUCUGUUACACUAACUCACAAUCAGGUGAGGAUCUGGUAUAGUAACUCACAAUCCGGUGAGGGUCUGGUGCACCAACUUCCAAUCCGGCAAGGGUCUGAUGCACCAACUCCCAAUCCAGUGAGGGUUUGGUGCACAAACUCCCAAUCUGGUGAGGGUCUAGUGCACCAACUCUCAAUCCGGUGAGAAUCUGGUGCACCAACUCUCAAUCCGGUGAGGUCUGGUGCACCAACUCCCAAUCCGGUGAGGAUCUGGUACACUAACUCCCAAUCCAGUGAGGGUCUGGUGCACCAACUCCCAAUCAGAUGAAGGUCUGGUAUACUAACUCCCAAUCAGGUGAGGUUCUGGUACACUAACUCCCAAUUAGGUGAGGAUCUGGUAUACUAACUCCCAAUCAGGUGAGGGUCUGGUACACUAACUCCCAAUCAGGUGAGGAUCUGGUAUACUAACUCCCAAUCAGGUGAGGUUCUGGUGCACUAACUCCCAGUCAGAUGGGCAAUGCUUCCAAACUAUGCCAAUGUUGAGAUAAAGUUACUCUUGGCCAGAGUGUAGGAUGAGCACAGCACACCCCCUCUCAGUGCAACAGGUGACUGGGCAGAUUUAUUACACAGUAAAUACUGAGGAAAAACAAUAUAAAUGAAUAAGUUGCCAUUUAAGAGAUCGAAGACCCUUAAACUGUUCGCAGAGUAUGAGGCAGAAAAACAGACACUAAUCAGAGUGCCCAAAUAAUCCCUCUUGAAAGACAAGUCUCUCUUCAUUGAACUCCCACGGCUUUAGCACAUUCAUAGCGAAUUAUUUUGAAAAAUACGUGUCUUCUUUUCAGCCUUUGGUUGUCAAGGAGCUACCACAAUCAGCUCUUUGUUGCCAGGGAGUUACUACACCAGUUUUUAUGAUAAGGUCACCGUGCCACGUCUGAAAAAUCAGGAACUCUAGCAUUGGGCACAUUGGAUUCACAGCCUUUUUGUCAGAGCCCAAGAUUGUCAUUUAUUCACAGAAAGCUUCAACCUCAUCUCCCACAUCAUCAUUAAAAAAGAGACUUGUUUUGAUAAAGUGCCUUCAAUGGCAUGAGGACAUUCCAAAGUAUUUUACAGCCAACAGAGUGCUUUUGAAGUGUAGUCACUACAGGAAACACAGCAGGCUAAUUUGCACACAGCCAGAUCCCAGAAACAGCAAUAUGAUAAUGACCAGAAAAUUAGUUUUGGUGAUGUUGAGGGAUAUUGGACUGGAUAUAUCCGGGACAUUGGGUGACAAGAGCCCUUCCUUAGUUAACAGCUGGUACCAUUAAGUUGCAAGUCCUAAUUGACAUUUGUGCAUAUAAAAAUCCAAAAUUGAACGAAUGCCAGGGCUGGAAUGGGAGAGGAGGCAGUUAGCAGGCUCGUGUGUUUCAAAUACCUGAUGAAUCAGUAUCAGGACCAGUCACAUCCUUAAUGAAAGACAACAUGGAGCCUCAGGAAUGAGGGUCAUGAAUAGUAGUAUUGUGUGCAGUGUGACUGCUUGGGGCUUAGUCUAAUAGUUACAGGUUUACAGCUGAAACUAAUUAUAAUUUUGGGAACCAAAACAAGCUUUUCAUUAUACAUAUAUGGACAGACAUGUAUGUGUAUAUAUUUUAUAUGUGUGCUUGCUAUGCCAGAAAAAUCCAUCUGGUUCACUAAUGUCCUUUAGGGGAAGAAAAUCUGCCACCUUCACCUGGUCUGGCCUACAUGUGACUCCAGAUCCACAGUAACGUGGUUGACUCUUAACUGCCCUCUGAAAUAGCCUAGCAAGCUACUCAGUUCAAGGGUAAUUAGGGAUGCUGGCCUUGUCAGCAAUGCCCACAUCCCAUGAAAGGAAUGAAAAAAAGUUUUGGUCAGACCUACUUGUAGUACCGCGUUCAGUUUUGGGAACCGCACCUGAGGAACGAUAUUUCCCUUUGGAUGGAGCACAGCACAAAUUCACCAGAAUGGUACCUGCUUUAAAGGGUUAAAUUAAAGAGGGCCACCCAGACUUGAAUUUAGUAAGUUGAGGGCUGAUCUAAUCAAGGUGUUUAAAAUUGUUAAAUGAUUUGAUGUGGGAGGUACGGAGAAACAAUUACCUCUGGUGGGACAGUCCAGACUGACGGGGCAAAACCUUAAAAUUAGAGUUGGGCCACUCAGGAGUGAAGCCAGGAAGCACUUUUCUGCACAAAAGGUAGUGGAAAUCUGGAAAUCUUUUCCCAGAACGGUGGGACAAUUAAAAUCUUCAGGGCUGAAAUCGAUAGAUUUUUGUUAGGCAAAGGUAUCAAAGGAUAUGCAGCAACUGUGGGAGAAUGGGGUUGAGAUAGACACCAGGCAUUAUCUAAUAAAUAAAAAAAAACAAAAACAGAAUUACCUGGAAAAACUCAGCAGGUCUGGCAGCA
This is a messenger RNA of Carcharodon carcharias (great white shark), 4775 nucleotides long. Its product is annotated as E3 ubiquitin-protein ligase RNF183-like. NCBI's taxonomy places the organism in Eukaryota, Metazoa, Chordata, Chondrichthyes, Lamniformes, Lamnidae. The record is from RefSeq and is a predicted model, not a curated record. The transcript has a single exon. Gene Ontology annotation, molecular function: ubiquitin protein ligase activity. Gene Ontology annotation, biological process: protein ubiquitination. The coding region runs from base 749 to 1318 and encodes 189 amino acids.